AUGAUCUCUCGUCAGACGUUUCGAACCGCCUUCGCCCGGCGAUGCUUCGCUGCGACUUCCGGCUUCCGAAGCUACGCCAAUCAGUCGUCGGGGAACCCGAUGCUGGAGAUCUUCAACCGCCGGACAAAACAUCAGCAGAAGGACCGGGCUGCCCGGAAUGUGGAGCAAAGUCGAGCGACGGAUUAUUUAAAAGAUGAGGUUGCUUUGCGAUUAUGCGAGCGCCUACUGGACAUCAAACGCGACUUUCCUAAUGUGCUUGAUCUCGGCGCCAACAGUUGCAAUAUUGCGCGAGCAUUGACGACACCGAAUCUGGACGUUGCGGCGCCCGAAGACACUCCCUCACCACCGCUGGCGGAACGGAUUUCCAAGUUGACGUGCGUGGAUACAUCGCAUGCGCUGCUGCAUCGGGAUGAAGAGUUACCCUUCAACAAGGAGAUCAAUCUUCAUCGCGACGUGAUUCCCGACCUGGAGUCGCUGCCUUACGAGGCAAACACAUUCGACGCCGUUUUAUCCUCGUUAUCGAUUCACUGGAUCAACGACCUGCCCGCAUUGCUGGAACAAGUGAACAAGAUCUUGAAGCCGGACAGUCCCUUCAUUGCGGCAAUGUUUGGUGGAGACACUCUGUUCGAGCUACGAGGAUCUUUACAACUUGCCGACAUGGAACGCCGUGGAGGUGUCAGCCCACACAUCUCUCCGCUCGUCGAUGUGCGAGACGUUGGCAAUCUCCUGAAUCGCGCCGGAUUCAAGAUGCUGACGGUUGACGUGGAGGAUAUUGUGGUCGAGUUCCCAGACACCUUUGCCCUGAUGCAAGAUCUACAGGCCAUGGGCGAGAGUAAUGCCAUCAUGCACCGUGAAGCGGGGCCCAUGUCGCGAGAUGUUUUAUUAGCCAACGAGGCCAUUUAUCGAGCCAUGUACAAGGAAGACGACGCCCGCGGCAUCCCGGCAACUUUCCGCAUGAUCUAUAUGAUCGGAUGGACCGAGGGAGCGAAUCAGCCACAGCCGCUUGCCCGUGGAAGCGGCGAGCUGAAUAUGAAGGAUCUCCUAGGCGGCGGUGACUUUGUGCACGUCUAG
Messenger RNA from Penicillium diatomitis, 1071 nucleotides. RefSeq lists its product as uncharacterized. Gene Ontology annotation, biological process: mitochondrial respiratory chain complex I assembly. The record is from RefSeq and is a predicted model, not a curated record. Gene Ontology annotation, cellular component: mitochondrion. Gene Ontology annotation, molecular function: S-adenosylmethionine-dependent methyltransferase activity. The coding region runs from base 1 to 1071 and encodes 356 amino acids. NCBI's taxonomy places the organism in Eukaryota, Fungi, Ascomycota, Eurotiomycetes, Eurotiales, Aspergillaceae. The transcript has 2 exons.